UUAAAUUAUGAGCGAGGAUUUUGAAAUGAGUGGGGAUAGUAGUGCAAGUUCGUGGGCGAGUUCGGAGGUGAGCGAGGAUGUGCAGGCGGAUUACACAGCUGGGUUUUAUGAUUCGUAUAUCGGCAUUUCAGAAGCAUCGUCUCCAAUGAAGAAAUUGAUAAAUUUAGAGAAGAAGAGUGAAAUUGUGCCAAGAAGAAAGGGCACUUAUACAAAGCAUCCCAAAAAGCCAUUUGGAUUUGAAUAUAAAGAUUCAAACUCUAAUAAACAAAUUGGACUCUACUAUAGUCAAAGAAAGCCUUCUAUUGCAUAUAAAGAGCCUCCCAAAAGCACAUAUACGCACUCUCCCAAGAUAUUUUUCUCUAAGCCAGCACAUAAAUUCAGGCUACAAAAGGUCAAGAAUCCUCACCGAGCCCCUUUAAAAAUCAACCUGAAUACUUCUACCAUCAUUUUACCACCCAAAAUAAAUCAGACUGUAAAUAUUAAUCUCUAUGACAGAGCUAAUCCGAUUCCAAGAUCUGGAGGGUCAUCGACAAAGCUAAAUCUAGUAUACAAAUCGAUGAACGGACAAGAAGACUUGAGUUGUAUGGCAAGGAAGAGCUUGGGAAACAAAUAUGCGAGCAAAGGGAACAGGACUUGCCCAAAAAAGAAGGCCAAGAAGAGGCCUGCAUGGAGAACUUCAGGUUUAAGAUCCCUCAAGUCUAAUGAUUAUUAUCAGUCGGCUAAUCCAUCCACUUCAUUGGAUUUCAGCAGCCAAUUGGCAUAUUUGGCAGGGACUAGCAACAAAAUCCCUGUCUGGGUCAAAAAGACGAAGAAAGCAUCUCAUACAAGAGGAAGGACUAGUGAAGGAAGUCAGCUAGGAGGAAAAACACUAGAUAAUUCUUAA
This is a messenger RNA of Moneuplotes crassus, 883 nucleotides long. Lineage: Eukaryota; Ciliophora; Spirotrichea; Euplotida; Euplotidae. The record is from the annotation of a GenBank genome assembly.